Molecule: messenger RNA, 3388 nt
Organism: Biomphalaria glabrata
Lineage: Eukaryota; Metazoa; Mollusca; Gastropoda; Planorbidae
Exons: 11
Coding region: 262-1275 (337 amino acids)
Source: RefSeq, a predicted model, not a curated record
UUAAUAAAUAGUUAUAAAUGCAAUAAAAAAAUUGAAGAUAGGCUUUAUAGAAUCCAUUAAAUUGGGCCUCAGCAGUUUGUAAGGCGGCCCUACUCAACAGGUGUGCUUUGACCUCAAUUGUAAUAACACACUCAAGAAUGACGUGUGCACUGAUUUCACGAAAGUAUGGAUUGAGCCAAUGCAUAGGGCUACCAGAAUGUUGCAGAUGUCAAUGUAUCUCUAAGCAAAAGGUUUACAGGCAAGACUGAAGACAAACUUUAGAUGGAAAAGGCGAAAUUAGCACAUUUUUUUCGGCUUUCAACUUAUUCAACGAUAUAUCUCAUUAUCUGCAUAACAUCCUACGCGUGUGAGAGAUGUGGCAAUGAAGAGUGCAUACUCCUAUUUGCUAACCAUACUGAAGAGAAUAGAGCAAGAUGUAACAUUGGUUAUGUUGAUGGGUUAGAGAAAUAUGUGGUGAAAGGCCAAGUGAAUAUAACUGACAAAAAUGUCCUUGCAGUUGGGCUUGAGAAUGUUGCUGCAAAACAGUUUGGAAUACCAUCAUAUUUUUGCUUAAUUCGUUUUGUGAAGGGAUGUAACGGUAACAAAACAGAUUUAUGUUACUGUGUGGCGACAGACCAGAGAAACGUUUUCAAUAUUGUCUUCAACAUGACAUUAACCUAUCAAGACCGUAAUGCCCAAGCAAGGGCUGUUAUGUUGUUAUCUGAUCGCCAAGAGAUCUUCAGCAAUGACAUCAAGCUACCCAAUGUGACCCAAUUAGAUCUGACCAACGUUUCCUACGUUCUCAAUAUCAACGGGAAAAAAGUCAAUACGGAGAAAUGCCUAAAGAGUGUACAUGUCUCGACCCUAGACAUUUCCUAUGAUGUCGUUACAAGCCAAAGUCUUCGGACUGAGCUGAGAAUUACAAGUGACAACAAGACAGAUUUAUGGAGGGACACUAAGGAAGGAAGUUUUCCAUUAUCAGGUCUAAGUGUAGAGGCUGCUUCAGAUGUCUACUUCACGUUCAACUUGUGCGGCUUUAGUGAAAAGAAAGUGCUUUGUACGUUCAUAAAAGGUGAACAUUAUGGUCGCAACGGUCCAACUAUUGAAAUACUAUUUGCCUCUUUUGCCCUUUUCAUUCUCAGCGUAAUCAUACUGCUCGCUACACUGAUUUUCUUCUGCAAAGUUAAAACUAAAAGAAAGAGAUUUCAAGACAUUAUCAUGGUGUCGGAUGAGAUCAAUUCAGCUCGUCCACUGAUAGAGGUUAAUACCAUCCACACGCAAACGGAUUCUUUGUGAGAACCGAUGAACACAUUGAGAACUUCGCUCUGAUACCAAAACUAAAGCGUGCUAUUACGUAUAUCAUUCAAGUUUGAUACAGUUUAUUGGCGACGGGGAAACACAAAACAUCACUUUUGCUAUUGCCAUUUGAGCAUUCAAUGAGCUGUCAUCAUUUAAAUAGUAUCAUAUGCAAUGAAGCAGAUUUAUUUUUCUCUAUGUUAAUUAAGGUAUUUUCUUACCUAGUUAUUUCAACUAAUAAUAUAACAAUAGAUUUUAUUGCAAGACUGGCUAAUGAUACUACAAAAAUCAUGGCAUGGCAAAGACCUAAUAGGACCUAACAGAGUGAGAAAUAUUAGAGGAUAAAAUAGACAUUAUAAGAUACAGUGUGUUAUUACAUGUAAGUGUGUGUACAUGUGUUUUGCUUUAGUUUACUUUUCUAGUCUGACACUUAAACAUAAUGACGUCAGUAAUCGGUUGUGCAAAUAUAUUUAUAGAAAAAAAAGUCAAAAUAUUAAAAAGGAUUUUUUAACCCGAUUAAGUGAACUAGAAUAUCUGCCAUUCUUAAUUAGUUGAAGUCUGAUGUUCAAUGAUACUUGUUACGCUAAUUAUUCUUAUUUAAAGCAAGCGUAAGACUAUUUCUUUUGCGUAACAGUAUAACUACAAGUAUUUUGACUUUUUAUUUGUAUUUAUACAUACUUUAAAAACUUAUGUUGCAAUUUAAGUAAUAGAAUAAGAAAAUAAAAUGUAUAUUUUUUUAAAUAUUCAUAUACAAAUAUACAAAUAUACAAAUAUACAAAUAUACACAUUUGUAUCUCCCAGUGAAAUACUUUUCUUUGUAUUUUUACCCGGUGAUGAUAAUUGAAUUAUUGGAGCAUGACCUCCAUUCAUCUAGAAUUUUAUUUUUCUAAAUUAUCCAUUCUAUAAUUUACAACAAUAUGAAUCUUAUUCAGCUUAUGAAUUGAAACUGUAUUAUAUUUUUUUUUUCGUGGAAGUUUAAAUUAUUCUACACAAUUUUCCAACACUUUUAAUGAUGAUUUUCUUAUUAAUGCUAAUGUUGUUAUACACAAUAGUAUUAACUGCGUUGUGUUGUUUUUUUUUGUGAUACUGUGCAUUUUAUCCGACAAGAUGUUCUGUCUUUGUUGCAAUAACUUCAUUUUCAUUCCUGUUCCUGAUGAAUGGCUUAGCAAUGUAACCUUGUACCCAGAUUCAAACAUAUGAAGAUGCUUUCCACAUUCCUGAGCCCUAUUAUAAACAAAUCUAAUAUCAAUAAUGAAUCAGUUGAUUUAAAAGAAAAAAAAAACGCGUUCCAGCGCAUGGCGAUUUAGUUACCUUUUAAAAUACUACAUUUAUUAGCACUAAAUAAACAUGGAUUUUUAUGUAAUACUUAAUAUUUAUAUAGUCAUAGCAGUGCCUGCCUUAAAUAAUUCGAGGUCUUAGUGAAUUUGCUGGCUCCAAAUAAAAUAUAAAAAUAAAAAAUUAACAGCGAAAAAAGUGUUAAUACACAGUUUAAUAAAAACCUAGUGUACCCCAUACAGUUAGUGAGAAGGGCAAAGGCGAGUAAACGUCGUCUUAACCCAGCGGUUCUCAACCUUUUAAUCUCGGCGACCCCUUUUUACUAUCCCCCACUCUGCCGCGACCCCCCCCCCCCAUAACAUACACAGCAAUAGAAGAAUACACUAAAUAUAAUCCAUUUUUUCGAUGGUCUUAUGCGACCCUUGACAAAUCGUCAAUCGACCCCUCAAGGGGUCGCGACCCACAGGUUGAGAACCCCUGCCUUAACCAGUAAGCUUCGGGCAGGAAGGGCUCGUUAGCCAUGGCUGGCUACCCACCUAGGAGAAGGAAAGCUCUGAAUUCAAACCUCUGUUGCCUUGCAGCUAUACCCAAUCAUGGGAAAGGCUUCGGGAGUAAAACCCUGAGAAAAAAAUCAGGAGCUGGCGACCCUAAGGCAGUUUGCAGCACCCAGUGCUACACUCUGGCAGAACCUGCGACGCCGCUGACCCCAAACUGUAUGUGUGGGCGGCAUCGUUCCGACCACAGCUAAUGCCCAGGCAUUCAUAUCACCGAGAUGAUCCAUAGUCGCUUCGCGACUGAAUGAGGCCUUAGAAAAGAGUGUACCCCAACAAUAAGACUG